AUGACCUAGGGUGGAGUGGGGAGUAAAGAAAAGGAACUGAAAGCUCGAGAAGCUCGACGCCAGACUUCAGACAGACAACUUCAAACUACCAUACUUUUGCAUGACUUCUUUCUUAUCCGGCUUGACAUUUGGAUGAGUACAACAAUGCCAGCCUCUAUCAACUUUAUGACUUCACAUCAUUUUUUUUUUAAAACCACAUGCACAGCUAGCUGCUAGCAGGAGGAAACCCGACCAGAAACCAACCCCUCAGCUAUUGAGCUCUGCAACACAAUUGGAGAGAAAGCCAUUUGACAAGGCGAAAAACCAAAGCGCGGAACACAUCGACCCGAACAGAGCAGCUUGAGGCAGACACGAUGGCUGCAGUCACACCUGUCACCCUCGGCUUCCCCACAAACCAAAACAUCUCUAACUCAAGUGACUACGAUUACAAUUACGAUUACAAUUAUGAUGGCAAGGAACCAUGCGAUUACGUAAACUUCAAGCCUCAGGGUCUUGUCAGGAUCUACUCCAUCUUCUUCACGGUUGGCCUCCUGGGUAACUCCGUGGUGGUCUGGGUCAUCUCCUGCGGGGCCCGACUGCGCAGCAUGACGGACGUGUGCCUUCUCAACUUGGCCAUUGCUGACAUUCUCUUGUCGUGUUCCCUCCCGUUCCUCGUCUACCAGGCCUACGACCAGUGGGUGUUUGGGGAGACCAUAUGCAAAAUUGUUCUGAUCACCUACAACAUAGUCUUCUACAGUGGGAUCUUCUUUGUCACACUCAUGAGCAUCGACCGUUACUUGGCUAUCGUGCACGCCGUUUACGCCACAAGAAUCCGAACACAGCAGUUUGGAAUAGCAGCCGCAUUGGUCACAUGGGUAAUUGGAGUGAUGGCGUCUUUUCCAGAUAUUCUAUAUCUCAAACAAGAUUCAAAUGGUAGCGUGACACACUGUUUCCCAGAAUACCCGGCGGUGGGCAACAACCAUCAUUUCUGGAGGGUCUUGGGCCUUUUUAAAAUGAACAUUUUAGGUCUAAUCAUCCCUCUAGUGAUCAUGGGCUUCUGUUACUCACAGAUCAUCCUCAGGUUGCUUUACAGUCCCUCUUCCAAGAGACAGACCAUCCAAUUGGUCGUCACAGUGGUGGUGGUUUUCUUCUGCUGCUGGGUCCCAUACAACAUCACCGUGUUCUUCAAAGCCCUGGAGUUGCUGGACCUGUAUACCAGUUGCGAGGCCAGCAAAUCCAUACAUGUAGCUCUACAAGUUACAGAGAUCAUAGCAUAUCUCCACACUUGUCUUAACCCCUUCUUGUACGUGUUUGUCGGACGAAAGUUCAGGCAACACUUGUGGAAGUUGAUCGACAAGGUUCCCUGCCAUCCGUGUCGCAUGAUCAGCGUGAUCCUUCCGCAGGACAGACUCCGACGAAGCUCGGCCAUGUCGCAAACCUCCAGCUUGGAUGAGAGAAGCACUGGGAUAUAGACUAAACCUUUGCUGCCCUUUUUAAGCUUCCUAGAUGUAUGUGGGUUCUGCCCUGUUCUCCUCAUGCCCCCAAAACUUGAGGCCAGAGCUAUCUGCUACCUGUGCAACAUUAUCUUGCUUGAAUGGAACCAGACAACACAAAAGACUACACUUUCCGAUUCGCCACCAUUUCUGGCCAAUGGCAGCCAAAGCAAAGGCGCAUUGGUCCCCACCUUUUACAAGGAGGACCAUGUGAUGGUCACGGGAUUAAUGAACACUUAGUAAGUAAGUCAGUGAGAGGCGUCACAAGCCACACAACCCUCAUAUAUGUUUGACAAUCCUAAAUUAUCACAGGGUUUAACCUAUUGUUUUAGUAAACCUUGCAUGAGCUGCACUCGGACCUCGCAUAGCUAGCGUUUCCCGGCCGAGCUCUGAAAAUCAAGGCUAUCAUUCAGGACACAAAAGGCCAAUGAAUGAAUGUCAGACACCACCGUUGUAAUACUAUCCCCCACAACAGAACUUUUUUCUCCUUAUCACAAUGUGGCAGUUGUGUGUAACGAAUGUUGAUCUGUGAAAAGACAGUGAGCAACUCUGUACAGUCAUGACAAACAAGACCUGAAUCUCAUAUGAGCCAGCUUCCUAUGUGGUUCCUGAGGCUUCAUCGACCCAUUUUCUAAGGUUACACGAGUAUCGAUAUGUGGUUGCACAUGCAUCCUGUCGAGGUGUUUGCAGACGAGCAUCUCUUGUAACCAUGGCGCUCAACAUCUUCCUUGUAUGAAAUAAAAAUCUACCACUGAAACUCACAUUUUAAAACCCAACACUGUCAAAGGUUACAGAUUGUCCCCAAGACACAGAAUCUUAUAUUUGUAAAUUCAGAGAAUGUUGGUUCUGUUUUGCGGCACAUCUUUUUUUAUUAUCAUUAAAUUUUUACUUAAUGUUGUAAUGUUUUGUCAUGCAAUGUAUAGUUUACAGGUGCCCUUUUUCACUAGCAUUUUUUAACCAGCUUCAAGAAAAAGUUUGUCUGAUAUGCAACCUGUAAAUGUCCGUCUGCUAUUUAAAAAAAACAGGUGGAAUUUGAGUAUUUAAUAAAGACUGAAUUUCUCCAGGA
Molecule: messenger RNA, 2538 nt
Organism: Synchiropus splendidus (mandarinfish)
Lineage: Eukaryota; Metazoa; Chordata; Actinopteri; Syngnathiformes; Callionymidae
Gene: ccr8.2
Product: cabz01093075.1
Exons: 3
Coding region: 354-1451 (365 amino acids)
Biological process (GO): chemotaxis; immune response; G protein-coupled receptor signaling pathway
Cellular component (GO): membrane
Molecular function (GO): chemokine receptor activity
Source: RefSeq, a predicted model, not a curated record